Messenger RNA from Uranotaenia lowii, 1950 nucleotides. RefSeq lists its product as uncharacterized. The record is from RefSeq and is a predicted model, not a curated record. The transcript is spliced from 7 exons. Gene Ontology annotation, molecular function: oxidoreductase activity; copper ion binding. Gene Ontology annotation, biological process: iron ion transport. Lineage: Eukaryota; Metazoa; Arthropoda; Insecta; Diptera; Culicidae. Gene Ontology annotation, cellular component: plasma membrane. Bases 1 to 1950 code for a protein of 649 amino acids.
AUGACUUUUGCCAAGCCUGCUCAGAGCAUUCCGGAGCAAAUCUGUUUGAACAUAGAGCAGGAUGUGUGGCAGAAGCUUGCGUCAAUCGAAGAACCAGUACUAUACGCUGGGGCGGACUGUGAUCGACAUUGUGAGUCGGAUGAGCUGCCAAGAAUUUGCUACUUCAAAUGGAUGAUGGAGAACUAUGCUGCUAUGGGAACAGUCUGUGGAGAUUGUAUCCGAGGUAACAGAAGCGAUUGCUUCCACCCACAAUGCGUAACGGCCAACGGAAUCGAACGGGGGAUUGUCUCCAUUAACCGGAAAGUUCCGGGACCCUCAAUCGUUGUCUGCAAAGGUGACACAAUCGUGGUGGACAUAACCAACGAAAUGGAAGGCCAAGCGGCGGCUAUCCACUGGCAUGGCUUCCAUCAGAUGGAUUCACCUUGGAUGGAUGGAGUGCCGAUGGUAACGCAGUGUCCGAUCGUGUCCGGAACUCAUUUCCGGUACAGUUUUAAGGCGGAAGAGCCUGGAACCCAAUGGUAUCACUCACACUCCGGGUUCCAGAAAGCUAAUGGCCAUAUAGGGGUAGCUGUUGUGAGAAAUCCAAAGGAUGUUAACAUCGACUUGUAUGAUUACGAUUUAACGGAACAUGUGAUGCUUUUGUCUGAUUGGACGAAAGAAUCGGUGGAGCAAUGGAUCCCUGGACAACAGAGCUCACAAAUGCAGGUUGACUCCAUUUUGAUCAACGGAAGGGGGAGGUUUUAUAAUGUAAGUUACGAGAAGUACGAUCGUGUACCAUUGACUGUAUUUCGAGUGGAGCCAAAGAAACGUUAUCGCUUUCGGUUGAUCAGCGGAGGAAGUCAGUAUUGUCCUUUCCAACUUCAGAUUGAAAGUCAUCGAAUGAAAAUCAUUUCCACUGACGGUGGUGCGGUGAAACCACAAUAUAUUGACACUUUGAUAUCGGUGUCAGGAGAGCGGUAUGAUUUUGUAUUGGAGGCGGAUCAGAAACCAGGAAAUUACUGGGUGAGAGUUCGCGGUAUUGGCUUCUGUGAUCCACAGUUCGUCGAAGGUUUUGCGGUUUUGACGUAUGCUGGCCCUGAAAUACUUACCGAAGAUUUGGCGUUUCCGAAAAUAAAUCCUCCAGAUUUCGACUCCGAGUACCCUUUGGGGAUCGUGUUGAAUAAUCAUUACGCUCCUUGUUACACUCCGAACGACAAUUUCAUCUGUGCAGCGGAUCUCGAAUCACAUGAAGUCCAUCGGGAUCAUGAGCUGAUCGAUGCAGUACCGGACAAACGGCUGUUCAUAGGAUUCGAAAUCAUUAAAGCUAACAAUAGCUUGUUGUUUGCCAAUAUGGGAGUUCAUUAUGUUACAAUAAGGGACUCACGAAAUGUUUUCGGUACCGUCAACAAUAUAAGUUUCGUCAAUCCUAGUUUCCCAUUGUUGAUUCAACCCGAACUUAUAACAAACGAACAGGAACAGUUCUGUAACGAUACGAAUCUCCCGAAAAAAUGCGACAAAAACUAUUGUUUCUGCACCCACAAAAUGAACGUCAAACUGAACGAAAUUGUCGAGAUCGUUCUUUACGAUACGGCGGUGUGCAAGCAAAAUUUUUACCAUCCGUUUCACCUUCAUGGGCAUAGAUUUACCAUCGUCGAUAUGGGUCAGAUUCCUGAAAAGAUGCUGGAUCGACGGUUAGAAUACCUUAAGCAACGGCGACGUUUCACCCGACGGCCGAACAGCCACAAUCCACCCUAUAAGGAUACUAUCUCGAUUCCGAAUCAUGGGUUUGUGAGGACCAAAUUUAGAGCAAACAAUCCAGGGUUCUGGCUAAUGCAUUGCCACUUCGAGUGGCAUAUGGCCGAUGGGAUGCAACUGGUGCUACAGGUUGGUGAAAUCGAUCAGAUGCUAAAAGCUCCGGCAGAUUUUCCUCGCUGCACCGAUUUCAAAUCCAAGAUUAAGGGAUUGGAUUAG